Molecule: messenger RNA, 5012 nt
Organism: Myxocyprinus asiaticus (Chinese sucker)
Lineage: Eukaryota; Metazoa; Chordata; Actinopteri; Cypriniformes; Catostomidae
Product: D-glucuronyl C5-epimerase B-like
Exons: 5
Coding region: 251-2011 (586 amino acids)
Biological process (GO): heparan sulfate proteoglycan biosynthetic process
Cellular component (GO): Golgi apparatus
Molecular function (GO): heparosan-N-sulfate-glucuronate 5-epimerase activity
Source: RefSeq, a predicted model, not a curated record
AGAAAGGGUGCGCGACUGAUGGGAGUCUGGAGUCAACGUCUCUCUCAAGCGAAGUGCAACCUGUGUUCUUGAGGCUGUUUACGUUACCUUUGAACUUUUAAAGGCCCGAGGAACAGCGUACUUAAAUGUUUCAAUGGUAUGACAGACUACUCUGUGAAGCAGAUCCCUAAAUGAGCUGUUGCAGGGGAGCAAAACUGUGGCAUACAGCGCAGUCAGAGUUUCUCUGGUGAAUGGAGCUGGGUAAGCAGUGAUGAUGCGUUGUCUGGCAGCCCGGGUUCACUACAAGACCCUGAUAGUGACCUGUGCCCUUCUCUCUCUGCUCACGGUUGUUCUGUGGAACAAGUGCACAAGUGAGAAGGUGCUCCGCUUCCUCCCCCGGCAACCCCAGACCCCUCCCAGCCCUAGAAUAGACAGCCGCCCACAACAACCCCAGCCCCCCGAACCACCACCUGUGGUCGGUGGAGUACGCUAUGAAGAGAUCGACUGCCUUAUCAAUGAGGAUGCCACCAUUAAGGGCCGUCGAGAGGGUAGUGAGGUGUACCUGCCUUUCAGCUGGAUGGAGAAGUACUUUGAGGUAUACGGGAAGGUGGUACAGUACGAUGGCUACGAUCGAUUUGAGUUUUCUCACAGUUACUCCAAAGUAUAUGCCCAGAGAGAACCUUACCACCCCAAAGGAGUCUUCAUGUCCUUUGAGGGGUAUAACGUGGAGGUGCGUGACAGAGUCAAGUGCAUCAGUGGAGUGGAAGGAGUACCGUUGUCCACCCAGUGGGGUCCUCAAGGGUAUUUCUAUGCUAUUCAGAUAGCUCAGUAUGGCCUGAGUCAUUACAGUAAGAACCUGACAGAGCGGCUGCCCCAUGUGGAGGUGUAUGACACAGCGGAGGAGAGAGACAGCAGGUCUGGCGUGUGGACUGUCCCUAAGGGCUGCGCUCUCACCAGAGUCUAUGACAAGACCAGAGCCACAUCAGUGCGACAGUUCAGCGCUCCAGAAAACUCUGAGGGUAUCUCUCUUCCACUUGGCAACAUGAAAGAUUUCAUCAUCUCUUUUGACCUGAAGUUUGCAUCUAAUGGUAGCAUCUCUGUUGUCUUGGAGACAACAGAGAAAGGGCCUCCAUUCAUUAUCCACUAUAUCACCACUACACGGCUUAUUUUGUUCAAGGAUCGUGACAUCACCUAUGGCAUUGGCCCUCGGACUGCAUGGUCUAUGGUCACCCGUGACCUUCUCACUGACCUCCGCAAAGGCAUUGGCCUCUCCAACACCAAAGCGGUGAAAGCCACCAAGACCAUGCCUCGGCGUGUCGUAAAGAUAGUGCUACAUGGCCACGGAGCAAUAGACAACAUCACAAUCGCCACCACUUCACAUAUGACAGCCUUUUUUGCUGCCAGUGAUUGGUUGGUGCGCAACCAGGACGAGCGUGGUGGUUGGCCAAUCAUGGUGACUCGUAAAGUUGGUGAGGGUUUUCGUGCACUGGAGCCCGGUUGGUAUUCUGCCAUGGCACAAGGGCAGGCCAUGUCUACUUUAGUGCGUGCCUAUCUGAUGACAAAAGAUGACACGUACCUGAAGUCUGCCCUUCGUGCCACAGGACCUUUCAAACUGCCCUCAGAGCAGCACGGAGUCAAAGCUAUGUUCAUGAAUAAAUAUGACUGGUAUGAGGAAUAUCCCACAAUCCCUAGCUCCUUCGUACUGAAUGGGUUCAUCUAUUCCCUCAUAGGCCUGUAUGACCUGGCACAAACAGCGGGUGAGAAACUUGGUCGGGACGCAGGUCAGCUGUACAGCAAGGGGAUGGAGUCCCUUAAAGUGAUGUUGCCCCUGUACGAUACAGGGUCGGGAACCAUCUAUGAUCUGCGCCACUUUAUACUGGGCACAGCGCCCAAUCUGGCUCGCUGGGACUACCAUACAACGCACAUCAACCAGCUCCAGCUGCUGGGCUCUAUUGACAACUCUCCCAUCUUCAGGGAGUUCAUCAAGCGCUGGAAAAGUUACCUGAAAGGAGGGAAGGCCAAGCACAACUAGAGCACAGGAAGCCUCUAAAAUCUCUUCAAGCUCUCAAAUCCUCUUCAUGACUGCCGCCUUGAGGACCAGAGAGGCCAAGUGUAAAGCUGCUAGCCGCAAUCUGCUGCAGUUUCUAGCAAGGAGAAAAAAAAAAAAGACUGAACUCUCUAGUAGCCCUCUGAUUUUCUGUUUGAGACCAUAAUUGCAGUGCUUCUUGUGUCUGUGCUGAGGUUUUAAUUAGGAACAAACGCAGCUGCUUGCAGCAUGUGUCUGGAUGAGGAGGGGGAUACGCUUUGGUUAUUUAAUUAUCAGAGCUCCAGAUCUACAGGUUUGAGUGAGAGAGGCGUCUGCUGAGAUUUGCCACAUUUGGGCACACUUCAGUCAAAAAGAUGGAUCGCAAAACAGCUUUCAGGACCUUCUUCCAAAGUAAAGCUCAGAAAAUAAUUAAUCACCAGAUGGGCAAAAUCGUUCAAAAAUAAGCAGUUGAAAAGAUUGUAGAGAGCAAGGAAAAAGCUUAAGCUGCUGUAGAUUCAAGUUAUUUAAGUUCAUAGCCCAAUAGCAGAAUACUAAUACAUACAAGCUAUAGAAAAAAAAUGCUGAAAAUGUCCACAAGUGUAGCAUAAUUAUAUGUCAAAGAACAGUUAAGGUUUACUUAGUCAAUUUGACAUUGGAAUGAAACACGACACCUUUAGAUAAGGCCACACACUAUGAUUAAUUGUACAGCCUUCAGUCUGCAUAUCAUGGUCCUUUGCCCAGUCAAACCCUCACCACAAUCAGAUUGGGCUGUUAUUAAUGUGGUCCAGGCCUGCCCAUAAUGCACUUAAAGCUUUAGUGAGGUUAUAGGUCACUUGCUUAAUGCUUACAGCAAAUUUCAGGAAACAUAAAUGUAGUUCUUAAGAAGUACACCGUGACACCACUGUACUAGACUAAUAAAGGUGAGAUCAGCACAGUUCAGUUGCUUUGAGUAUUUUAAGGAACCCAAAAUGGUUUUGUAAGCCAUGGUGUUCGUUCCUGUAAUCAAGAUGUCAAACCUCAGUUGAAUUGUACCACAUAUAAACUAUUCAUGCACUUUACUUGUGUGGCAUGUGUGUGGUGAAGAUGCCUUUUUUAGAACCAUUUGUAAUUGAAUUACGAUUUCAAUUCUAACCAAUUCAUUAUUUCAUUUCUGCAUCUCGUGCUUUGAUGACAAUUAACCAUUUUUAAGGGAAUUUUCUGAUUCCAAGCACAUUGUAGCUAUACCCAUUUCCUCCCUUUACCAACAUGUUUUAUUAAACAAGCUGUUUUGAUUUAUACAUAUUAUUUUAGGACAACUGGACAACUGUAUAAUUUGAUUAAGGUAGUUUGGUGAAUUUCAACCUACAUAACUGAGUAGAUUGUCAAGCAAAAGAGUGAGAUGAUUUACUCUCACACUCAGUUGAAUGUCUUGUGUCUCAGCCAAGCAAAAGUGUCUCAAAAAAUGAAAUGUGGUUUUCAUGUAUUAAAAGCUAAAAUAGUCUCUACAUUUAUCAUUAAAAAGACAUUUGAUCUGCAUUUAACAGAAGAAUAUCUAUUUGGUAUUCCAAAAAUGUCUUCACACAUUGAAAAUCCCAUCCCUGACUAGUGCACCCAAGUGUUUUGAGUGCCUAGAGACUGUCAUAUUUUGAGUUUAGAAGUGUUUUUGGCCGUUUCACAGAGGGAUCUGCUACUUCACCUCAGCAGUAAAACCUCCACCUGGCUGAAUCCUGUCUGUUCAAAUCUCACCUAACCACAGCGGCUAAGAUGCAGAGAAACUCUCAUUAUCUGACAACCUGCUAUUCAGAACCAUCUUAAACAGAUGCUCACGUUCCAAUGUGGGCUUUUGGCUUUAGAUAUUAAUAAAUGGCAAGCAGUCAGAGUUGAAAAAAUUUGACAUUUAUAAAUGUUUGACUUCAAAGCAACUGGUUGGUUGAUGUUUGUUUGGUAGAGAUAGCAUUUAGAGACUGUCAGCUAUUCUCAGUGCUUUAGCCCUGAGGAAUAUCUCUGUGUUAACCCAUUUUCAGUUUAAAAAUCUUUUGUUUUCCCAUGAAAACUAGGUUGCUGCUAGUUUUCACUGACACUGAUCUCACAAAUAAUACUAUGCACAUUUCAUACUUGUCACUUAAUAGGUGGACAAAAGUAUGUUACAAGGGAAAAUGGCAUUACCAUGAGUCACUGUAGAAAGCCUACAUUUUGUUUAUACCAAAGUCUUUAAAGUCAUUUUUUCCCCCCAGUUUUGUUUCUGUAUUGUUGUAUAUGGAAGACAAUGGAGUAUUUGUGUUGGUAUUUCUUUUUGGAAAAGGUGAUUGACAGAAUGUUUUUGGGUAGUAUAUAUGCCUUCCUCCGAGGAAAUGCCUUUUGAUACUGUUAUUUUUUCAGACUAAGAUUUCUAUAAUAUAACGUGUAGAGAAGUGAACAGGGAAUACUAUUGAUUGCCACUAUCAAUGGGGAUGUGUGCAACUCUUUAUAUAGAGCAAGCGCUCAGUGCUAGAUAUAGAUAGGGUGCUAGAUAGGGAAAAGUGAGACUCGGAACAGCAGAUCUGUUCUUGGAAGCCUUGUUUCAAAGCAGAGUUGGGUUUUAACAAACCUUGUUGUUUGCUUUGAGUGAACUCCUUGGAGUAAGCAACAUUAAAGCACAACUAUAGUUUUAGUUAAUUUAUUCUCAUCUUUUGUUGUUGUUUCAAUAAUAUUUCUCCUCUGGACAAUGUGCAAAGCCUUCCUCUGAAAGCUGCUGCAGUUUAGAAUUGUGAAACUGUAGAGUUGUGGAUGAUCACCCCUUCCCAAUUUUUUGUUUUUUGUUUCAAUGUUCUUUUCCAUGAAUGGGUUUUUGACAUGAGUUGUGUUUCAUGUGUAUGCAAUAAAUGGCUGAACUCGAUCGCAACAGCUGCACGCCCAGAGCUUGUACAGACUUUACAGUGGAAGCACAAUGUGCACAUGCGAUCAUUUGUAUGCAGGACAAAUGUUUAUUAAAGUCUUUGUGCUUUAAAUUGUUUUUUAAAAUCUAUAAAUAAAUGCAUUUCUUUUUAUA